AUGGCUGAUCGCGGCGAAGAACUAUUAAAGAAGCCGCUGUAUGUUUUUGACUUACCACACGAUUUGUUGGCCACGUUACUGCUGAAAACUUCUGACGAUCCAAUCCAAACUCUCGAAUCUCGUGAUACUGAAACAAGAGAUAUAUCGACGCCCAUUUUGCCCUAUGAGGAGGAAAGUAAUUCCAAGUCAGCGUCCUGUCAGCUAUGCCGAGUCAAAUACCUGUAUGUUGCGGAACAACGACACCACGUAAAAUCGGAUCUGCACAAUUACAACCUCAAGCAAAAGGUCAGAGGAGGCGAAUUAGUAUCAGAAGACGAAUUUGAAAAGCUGGUGGGCGAGCUGGACGAAAGCUUGUCUGGAUCUGGCUCUACAUCGGAAUCAGAUGAUGGCGAGCCACCGAAAGAGGACCUCCUCAGCAGUUUGCUGAAGCGAAAUGCCAAGCUCAGUAACGUACAAGUCGAUGAAGAAGCCUUGACGGGCAAGAAGAGGAAGCGUGGGGCCGGCAAGCCUCCUCUGUUGUGGUUUUCAGCAUCUACCCUGCCAGAAAAUACGUCAAUAGGAAUCUAUAGGGCGUUAUUCACAAAUGAGGAGCAAGUAUCUCCAGAUAUGGUUGGAGCGCUGCGUCUGAAGCAGCUAAGGCCGGUCCCUACAAAAUCGCCACCGGCCGACUCUUCAGAUGGCGUUCCAUUGCCCUCGACCAUGACCAGCCCUUCCAUCUUCAUGUGUAUGAUUGGAGGCGGCCAUUUCGCAGGCAUGAUCGUUUCCCUCGCUCCCAAGGUUAGCGGCCAUGGUUCGGCCACCGAACAGCGACAAGCAAUUGUUAUAGCUCACAAGACCUUCCAUCGAUAUACAACGCGCCGAAAGCAGGGAGGUGCCCAAUCCUCGAACGAUGCCGCCAAAGGUGCUGCUCAUUCGGCAGGCUCUUCAAUCCGAAGGUACAACGAAAUCGCUCUCGGGCAAGACAUACACAACCUCCUCUCCGAAUGGAGGAGUAUGAUUGAGAAUGCCCAACUAAUCUUCGUCCGUGCAACCGGCAGCUCCAACCGCCACAUUCUCUUCGGGCCUUACGAUGGACAAGUUCUCCGGCACAACGACCCAAGAAAUCGAGUCUUUCCCUUCAGUACUCGCCGGGCCACACAAUCAGAGUUGAUGCGCGCCUUUGUCGAGCUUACCCGCGUGAAGACCAGCCAUGUCGACGAAAAAGCCCUUGCUGCCGCCGCAGCAGAAGCCGAGUCUCAGGCCUCUUCUAAAUCCGCUCCUACGCCAGCAAAACCUUCCUCUCCCAAGCCCACAAAGGAGGAAGAAGAGGCACUGUUCCACACCUCACAGAUUCAAGCCUUGAUACGCCGUUCUAAAGCUCCCGCUCUCCUUUCCUACCUGACCACCAACGCCAUCUCCUCCAGUUAUACCUUCCAUCCGCCUUCUGCCCAGGCGAACCAUCACGCACCCAUGCCUCUCCACCUUGCCGCUUCCACAAAUAAUCCCGCCAUUGUACUGUCCCUACUGACUAAGGCCGGCGCCGAUCCUACACUCAAAAACGACGACGGUAGAACUCCUUUCGAUCUCUCCGGUGAGCGGGCUACGCGCGACGCGUUCCGAGUAGCUCGCCACGAGCUGGGCGAAGAGGAAUGGAAUUGGGGCGCCGCGCAUGUUCCAGCUGCCUUGUCAAGGUCGGAUCUGGAGGAAAGGGAAAGGAGAGGAGAGGAGGUGGCGGCGAAGGCAGAGUCUGAGCGGAGGAAGGCGGAAGAGGAAAGGCUGAGAAAUGAAGGGCAGUAUAUGGGCGUUCAGGAUGGAAAAGCCGGAGGAAAAGGCAGCAAGGGUUUCGUGGAGGCUAAGAAGACAGCGGAGGAAAAGAGGGAGGAAGAAGGAAGAGGUAUGAGCACCGAGAUGAGGAUGAGAAUGGAGAGGGAGAGAAGAGCUAGAGCUGCUGAGGCGAGGCUGGGAAAGCUCGGAGGCGGAGGUGGUGGUAGUGGGCGAUGA
This is a messenger RNA of Bacidia gigantensis, 1980 nucleotides long. RefSeq lists its product as uncharacterized. The coding region runs from base 1 to 1980 and encodes 659 amino acids. The transcript is spliced from 2 exons. Gene Ontology annotation, molecular function: protein binding. Lineage: Eukaryota; Fungi; Ascomycota; Lecanoromycetes; Lecanorales; Ramalinaceae. The record is from RefSeq and is a predicted model, not a curated record.